Verticillium dahliae VdLs.17 is the source of this 726-nucleotide messenger RNA. RefSeq lists its product as uncharacterized. Lineage: Eukaryota; Fungi; Ascomycota; Sordariomycetes; Glomerellales; Plectosphaerellaceae. Bases 1 to 726 code for a protein of 241 amino acids. The record is from RefSeq and is a predicted model, not a curated record. The transcript has 2 exons.
AUGCCGAGCCAGCGAGACGAAUGGAUGCCUAAGUUUGGGAGCUUGCGGACCGCCAGUAUCCUGCUAGGCGUACAUGCCAAUGUGCUUUCGUCUAGAGAAAUAAACGCAUGGGCCCGUAUUCGGCACACCGGCGAGAAUGAAUGGAAGCUUGGAAUCGAAGGAGCUGGCAGUCUUGCCGCCGCCGCCGGAGUCAAAUUUUCCAGCCCUACAUGUGAGGUGUAUGCUUCCGAGGAAGACUUAUGGAUCAUGAAAAAACAGGUCGUCGAACAGAUCCUGCGUCAGUUACAACCAAAAAUCAGCACAGGGUCACCCGCGGAGGGCCCAUGCCUGAAGGAAGAAUACCAAGAUGAGCUGGACUCCGCCUUGAACGCUGCCGUCGGUACGGACGCCCCUGUUGCAGACUUGAUGGAGCUGCUCAUCGGACUCGGUGCAAAUAUGAACCGUAUUCCAAAGAAGCGAUACCGUGUACGCACCGAAAACGUCGUCAUGCGCGCUAUCAUGGAGGAGGACCUUGUCUUGUUCAAGGAGAAGGUGUCUUUCCUGGCACAGAACGGGGCGGACUGCAGUAGAGUAUAUAGAUCUGCAGACUGGAGGGAGGUGGAGGUCAAGACGGCGAUGGAAAGGCUCGACGAUAAACUUCAAGACGAUGAACAGACGAAGGACUUGCAAAUCCCCACGACGCUUGCUGCCAUUGAAUACCUUGGGUUCAUUGGGGCUAUUCGUUGA